AUGGUCAAAGUCAGCGCAAACGUUUCCGCCUCGAGGCGCAAGUCUCGCAAGGCGCACUUCAGCGCGCCUUCCAGCAUCCGCCGGAACAUCAUGAGCGCCCCCCUCAGCAAGGAGCUUCGUGAGAAGUACAACGUCCGGAGCAUGCCUAUCCGCAAGGACGACGAGGUCACGAUUGUCCGUGGCCUGAACAAGGACAAGGAGGGCAAGGUCCUCUCGGUGUACCGUCUCAAAUACGUCAUCCACAUUGAGCGUGUCACCCGCGACAAGGCCAGCGGCCAGAGCGUUCCCCUGGGCAUCCACCCCAGCAACGUUGUCAUCACCAAGCUCAAGCUCGACAAGGACCGUGAGGACAUUCUGGCCCGCAUCAAGGCCGGUCGUGACCAGGUCGCUCGUGCCCAGGGCAAGAACAAGGCUUGA
Molecule: messenger RNA, 417 nt
Organism: Chaetomium globosum CBS 148.51
Lineage: Eukaryota; Fungi; Ascomycota; Sordariomycetes; Sordariales; Chaetomiaceae
Product: 60S ribosomal protein L26
Exons: 3
Coding region: 1-417 (138 amino acids)
Biological process (GO): ribosomal large subunit biogenesis; cytoplasmic translation
Cellular component (GO): cytosolic large ribosomal subunit
Molecular function (GO): structural constituent of ribosome; RNA binding
Source: RefSeq, a predicted model, not a curated record